Molecule: messenger RNA, 5121 nt
Organism: Hymenoscyphus albidus
Lineage: Eukaryota; Fungi; Ascomycota; Leotiomycetes; Helotiales; Helotiaceae
Source: the annotation of a GenBank genome assembly
AAGCCGCCAAAUUUCAGGCGCUCGGCUCAAAAACCCACCACAGGCACGAUGUUGACUCUGCAAUAUUUAUAGGCCCAGGCCAGAAUAUGAACAAUCAUGCAAGCAACCAUUGUGAUCAACCACUGCUGGCUGUGGGUUGCGUUGCCCUGAGGUGCGAAGGUGCUUUGUUCCGUUGCCAACCAACCAUGCCCUGGUUGGAGAUCUGACCUAUCGCAAGUUUGGCUUGGUCCACGCUGGGACCCUGAGGUCCACUGGUGCACAAGCGCAACUCCAGAUACAUGGAGCAUCUUCUCAAAAGAACAAACUGGAGCAACAAUAGAUUGACCCCUCCCAGGACAAACCACUAUGCCAACCCUUCCUCCUUUCCACCGAAUCGUCCUUUUUAAAAAACUCUGAAUGGCUACCUCGGGGAACGUGUUAUUCGACCAAAAAAGCUCCGUUUCUUUCUUUCAUCUACUCUACUAGCAUCGGGAAUCUGGUUCACGUAUUCUGCAGUGAAUUCCCUGUUUGGGCUAAUUGCUUCCUGCAAACUUCCACUGGUCCGUACCUUGUCUGGAAACACAAAAUUCUGAAUCCUGCUCUCUGGUAAAAGGAGAAUCAUUCAUCGAAUUUGGCAUCAUGAAAUUUGGACGGAAGUACGUAUAGUUGGACCUUCUCUGCUACAAAGAAGCCAUGCAAACGAGAUACAUGACUAACAUCGUCGUUGCAGUUUACCUCGAAACCAGGUGCCAGAAUGGUCCUCCUCCUAUAUCAACUACAAGGGAUUGAAGAAACUCAUCAAAGCCGCUGCUGCCACCUAUAAGCUGGGCCAAGAUGUGGACCUGACUGGUGAGCAAAUACCAGCACAAACUAUAUGAGUUGGACUAAUGUAACAAUGAAUCAGGAGUACUGUUUUCUCUAGACCGAAAUCUCGAAGACGUCGACGUAUUCUACAACAAGAAGUUCGCAGAUGCCUCUCGACGAUUGAAACUUUUGCAAGAGCGUCAUGGCUCCUUGGAACAAAGUCUGGCAGAAUUGGACCGAAACGAAAUCGAAGAACUUAUGGGGGCCUUGUUAGAGCUUCGGGGCCAACUAAGAAAAUUACAAUGGUUUGGCGAAGUCAAUAGACGGGGCUUCGUGAAGAUUACUAAGAAGUUAGACAAGAAACUCCCGAAUGUCUGCGCCCAGCACAAAUACGUAACCACUAAGGUGGAUCCAAAAGCUUUCGCAACAAAUAAUGCUCUGGGUCGGAGUAUGAAGCAAAUAAACGACUGGCUAGAGAUAUUGGGGGAGGCCAAGGGUAAGGACGACGCUGCCGCCGUAACGGUCCCGGCUGUCCACUCAAUUAAGCGUGUCUCAUCGCGCUCUAUCGUCAAUCUUACCAAUGGUCUUCUGGACACGGUAGACCAAGCAAUUAGACACGACGAUACUCCUACUCUGGGGGAGGCUCUCGCAAAGUCUAACCUGGAGACCGGCGAUCCUGGUUUACAGAAACUGCUCGUCAAUCUACUUCAGAGAGCGAUCUCUUGCCGUUCAAAGAAGUCUAUCGAUUACUUAUUGAAAGAUCUCAUCACACUGGAGGAAAAAGACGACAUCAAUCAGCGCAACAUCCUGCAUCGCCUGGUUAUUUCCAUAGGUCGCACCAAAUCCGCUACUCCAAUCACCCAAGAAAAACGGGCUGACUCGGAACAUAUGCGCUUUCUGACUGCUGCAGCAUCUCCCCCACUUGGUCCGGAGCGCCAUCAGGUGGAGGAAUCUGCGUUGCUUGACAUUGAAGACCCAUCGGUCGAUAUUCUCGUGCACAUUCUCGACAGACUACUACCUGCUCAGCGAGUCUCCCUGGCUACCAAGGACAACUAUGGGCGUUUCCCUCUACAUUAUGCAGCACAAUUCGGCUUCGUCGUUUUGUGUGAAUUGGUAAUGAAAUACAUGCAAGAUUGGGGCCAGUUCAAUGUAGAAAAUGGAAUUGAUGCUCCGGGGUGGCAGGACAAUGAAGGACUCGCUCCUCUGCAUCUCAGCGUCAUUGCUGGCCAUCGUCUUACAACUGCUGCUCUUCUCAAAGCAGAGAACUGGCAAGGCCUUAGCGACCAGAAAGCAGCGAUGAGAAGAGACAUAUCCAAAUCUAGCGCCGUUCUGGCUCUCGCCACAAAAUCUAAUUUCACCCAUAUUGUGAAGCUACUUGUUGAUGCCGGGGUCGAUAUCAACUGGCAGGAUUCCACUGGCGAAACUGCCCUGCAUGUUGCUGCUCGUUUUGGGCAUGAUGAAUGUGCGAAAACUUUGUUACAAGGCACCUCUUACCAAAAGGCUGAUGUUGAGCUGGCAGAGAAUUCUUUCUCUUGGACGCCGUUACACGUUGCGGCCGUUGACGGGCAUUUGUCGAUAGUGGAGCUUCUCAUUGCAGUUGGGGCUGAUAUCAAGAAACCUGACGCAUCUGGAUGGACCGCUAGAGAGCAUGCUGCCUUGAGAGGUCACCUCAUCAUUGCCGAAAAGUUGUUGCAAGCUUGGCUAGAAAACUCGAGCACUGGAUCCGAGGACUCAAUCAUGAUGGGUAAACUCUCAACCCCUGCUAUUUCAUCAUUAGAUGCCCUACGUUCGCAAAGCUCGAACAGUGUUCCAAAGGCCACAGAGCCAGUCAAAUCGUUUGGUCAUCGUUAUCUCACUAAUGAAAGCAUGGUUCUUGUCAGCCUGGGGUCUAUGGAUAUGAGAAAAGCUGUUCCUGCCGUUAAGCUUGAUCGAAUACCUAUAGCUGAGGCACAUUCCACACAGCUAGACACUGCAUUGUCUGUUGUGGUAACUGCUAGCGGAGCACAAGGUGAACCGACAAUCAUCGACCUUCCAGUUCAGGAAAGCAUAUCCACGGAGCCCAUGGUUUUCUCCACGACUGACGUAUCGAAAGUCAAGCUAUACUUUGAUAUUAUUCCAACUUACGCAGGAAGUGAGAAAUACAAAGUCGGACGUGGAGUUGCCAUUCUGUCAAGUAUCAAGCAGGCAAUUGGCUUGAAGCGAAUGAACUUGCAGGGAGACGUGAGCGUUCCAAUCAUGGAUACUAAUCUUGAGGUAAUUGGUUCUGUGAACUUCAACUUUCUUGUUAUCACGCCAUUCUCGCACCCAAAUAUGGGAGUUACAGCCAAGCAAACGUAUUGGAAGGAAAUGACCUCGACCAUGGUUAUAGGCCAUCGAGGUCUUGGGAAAAACAUUACUUCAAACAAGUCGUUACAACUUGGUGAAAACACACUGCAGUCGUUCAUUGCGGCCGCAAACCUGGGUGCCAAUUACGUUGAAUUCGAUGUUCAGCUCACCAAGGAUCACGUCCCGGUCAUCUACCAUGAUUUCUUGGUCAGCGAAACAGGAAUCGAUGCACCAGUUCAUACGUUGACCCUUGAACAAUUCCUCCACGUUAACGACAAUACUCCGCGGCCGUCUCGUCCUCCAAGCCCGCCAAAGGACACUUCGCAAAAAGGAAACUCUCAGGUGCAAAUUGUCCGAGGUAUGGAUCGUCAGCGAUCGUUAUCUCUAGGCCAUCUAUUGCCAGAUUCCGAAAUGGAAGAGCGAAUGAAACAUACACGUGACUUUAAACAAAAGGGCUACAAAGCCAACUCGCGCGGGAAUUUUAUCCAGGCACCUUUUACCACGCUCGAAGAAAUGUUCCUCAAACUUCCAGAAAAUGUCGGAUUCAAUGUUGAGAUGAAAUACCCAAUGUUACAUGAGUCUGAAGAGCAAGAAAUGGAUACCUAUGCUGUGGAACUUAACAGCUUUGUAGACACUGUUCUUACCAAAGUUUACGACUUGGGCAAGAAGCGGAAGAUUAUCUUCAGCAGCUUCAAUCCAGAUAUAUGUUUGCUUUUGAGUUUCAAGCAACCAAAUAUUCCAGUACUCUUCUUGACGGAUGCGGGGUGUUGCGAGGUGGGCGACAUUCGAGCCAGUAGUCUCCAGGAAGCUAUUCGCUUUGCCAGCCGUUGGAAUCUCCUGGGCAUUGUCAGUGCGGCUGAACCGUUGUGCAACAGCCCAAGACUUGUUAGGGUUGUGAAGGAGAGUGGCUUGGUGUGUGUAAGCUACGGUACUCUCAACAACGACCCUGUGAAAGUUCAGGUAAGUCCACGUCACAAUAGUGUUGUUGAAUUUUACUAACAUAUGAGCAGGAGCAAGUCAAUGAGGGUAUUGAUGCCGUCAUCGUUGAUAGUGUUCUAAAGAUUCGAAAUGGUCUCACUAAAAAUACGAAGCCAGUUGACGUCUUGGCACGCCCUGGGCCAAAUCUCAAGGAAUUCAAUAUCAAUGGGAUGAGUGAAACCAAGGAAGCACUUGCAGUCUGAAUUGGGAUUUGGGAACGAAACUUCUGUAACAUGGUGUGGUGUUGUUUUCCACAUCUUUGCGUUGGCCGAAGAAAAGCAUAUUAGUAACCAAUGACCAUUGCAUUUGAGGAAUAUUUAGAAAGGUUAAUCGCGGAGGCUGGACUUUUAGGUGUUAUGGUGUUAGGGGGAUAGAGGGUUAGACCACCUUCAGGCGAUCCGGGAGGAUAGUUCGAUAGACCUUCCUAUUCUCAUCGCGCGGGAGGAUAGCAGUACAGGCUAGCUUUACCUAGGUGUUUGGUAGCGGCUUCUUUUUAUUCUUCGGGCUCGGGUAGCCCGCAUGCUGAUAUCUCCUUCUUUUUUCUACCUUGUUAGAUAGGUAGCUUCUACAUCCUAUUUCCGUACGUGGCGGGGAUGAUGGAUUGAGUUCCUCGUUUUUCCUUUCUGUCUUUUUCCCCCUUGAUAAGUCUUGAUGGCUGAUUUGAGCCGGCCAAACCUCCCCUUCCCUCUGUUGGUGUAUUUGUUGGAUUUGAAUGGUUACUAACUUUGUCGUGGCGUAGGUAAUUCUAACAGUAGGUUAGGUAUUUGAGAUGCGAUGGACCAUCUCGGUCCUUUGUUUACCAAGGUAAUGCGUGAUGUCGGCUAAUCUGUUCAGAUAUGCUUGUGGUGAUUCGUUUGAUGUACUAAGCUGUAGGAUUUCGAUUGUUCCCCCUGAUCCAAUGCAAGGAUUCGUUGGGAACUGCUUGGUUCAAGCCAAGGUAGGCAGUUCUCUUGCGAAGAUUUUCCGAUUUCACUAUCCAGCCAUUUCACACAAACACAACUUGAUCGCCUUUUGGCUUGCAGGUCUCACUUUCCU